Messenger RNA from Ilyonectria robusta, 699 nucleotides. RefSeq lists its product as uncharacterized. The coding region runs from base 92 to 601 and encodes 169 amino acids. The transcript has a single exon. The record is from RefSeq and is a predicted model, not a curated record. NCBI's taxonomy places the organism in Eukaryota, Fungi, Ascomycota, Sordariomycetes, Hypocreales, Nectriaceae.
CGACCCCAAGCCGCUGCUGAGCCGGCCGGCGUGUUGACCGUGGUGGGCGUGGUGGGCAUGGUGGGCCUGGGUCUUGCAUAUUCCGUCAUGCAUGGUCUCUCUGGGCUGCCAACGCAUCAAGAGUGUGUGGCUUCCAGACGCGCGCUGCACCCCUUCCCGCCAGGCCCCUCAGUCCCUCCCAUUCCCCAUUUUCUCCAUCCCCCUUCAUCCUGGCUGGCAUAUAUACACCCAAGCUAACGCCUAUGGUUGGACAGAACUCUUUGAGCAAGCAACUGACCAGCCAAGUGCAGUUUCGCGUCGCGGUCUGCCCUGUGCUCGACAAUCCAAGCUCUCUUUGCAACUCUACCUCGCUUCGUUCUCACGUGGCCUCGAUUCAAGUUACCUCAGCCACCCCAGACCGUGUCCAGCCACGACAUCAGCCCGCAUAUGCCGUGGUCGACCAUCUGAGCUGCCUUGCCCCCAUCCCGCCUGCCAGCUCAUCCACGCAUAUCCAAUAGGUUGGGUGCCCGGACAUCCCAUACCUUUGGGACAACCCUAUCGUCAAAACCGACGACUCCCAACCCGAAUGCCCAACUAUACCCAAGCAACCAACGGACCUUAAACACCCCGCAGCUCGCUAAUCGGGUCCCUCCUUCGAUUGCAGCUAUUCGUUAUCUGCGCUCCUUGCUCUGCCAUUGCUCCAUCUCUGCGCCUCGCGUU